Messenger RNA from Eimeria mitis, 267 nucleotides. RefSeq lists its product as uncharacterized. The coding region runs from base 1 to 267 and encodes 88 amino acids. The record is from RefSeq and is a predicted model, not a curated record. The transcript has 2 exons. Lineage: Eukaryota; Apicomplexa; Conoidasida; Eucoccidiorida; Eimeriidae.
AUGGAGGCCACCCCCACAUGGAGGAGCAGCAGCAGCUUCGAGCAGCAGCAGCAGCAGCAGCAGCAGCGGCUGCUGCUGCAGCAGCAGCAGCACCCCUUGCUGCAGGACCAGCAGCACCCGUUGCUGCAGCAAGAGCAGCACGAACUCCACCAGCAGCAGCAGCAGCAGCAGCAGCAGCAGCAGCAGCAGCAGCAGCAGCAGCAGCAGCAGCAGCUUUUUUGUGUGAGCAGGGAUGUUUUUUGUUUGCAACCCUACAACCAACGCUAA